Molecule: messenger RNA, 4309 nt
Organism: Mizuhopecten yessoensis (Yesso scallop)
Lineage: Eukaryota; Metazoa; Mollusca; Bivalvia; Pectinida; Pectinidae
Product: protein Wnt-1-like
Exons: 6
Coding region: 2018-3151 (377 amino acids)
Biological process (GO): canonical Wnt signaling pathway; multicellular organism development; neuron differentiation
Cellular component (GO): extracellular region
Molecular function (GO): frizzled binding; cytokine activity
Source: RefSeq, a predicted model, not a curated record
ACGAUAAAUUGACAACAAUUUAAAUAAUUCACACAUUCAUUUGUAUAUAUCUAUAUACGAAUGUAUAUUAUAUGCAUUUUUAUACAUUAGCUUAUAAAUACCCUUAUUGUAAUAUAUGUUAUAGUUUUCGACGUAUUUUUGCGGAAUCUACAGCGAUAUGCCCUCGAGACACUCCGGGAAUGUUGGGGUAAUUUAAUGUACCCGAGUUUAUAGCUCAAUUGGAGCUGGUGUCUGGAAAUUAAAUCCGGUGGUCAUCGACAAGCCCUGAAACUAUUGUCCAGUGAAUUUAUGGUGGGACAGUUUGCACCUAUUAGGGAAAGUCAUUGUCCGCGUUCUGUGAUGUGAUUCUCAUUGGCUGUGGAACAAAUUGGACAGUGUUCGCAAAUUACACUCACGUCCAAGUCGCCUCGCUCGUCGAUGGCGGUAUACCAAGGUUAAGAAAAGUGAUAGUUCUCCGGCCAUAAUUCGUGAAUUCCAAGACAUAAAAACGGAUUUAAUGGUAUGAUUUGACGACUGAAUAAUGACGGUGACAUGGUCACUACCUUGGACUAAUGCCAGAACACCUGACCAGUCCUGCUGAUGAUAGGUACUAGGGAUCCACAGGUUUGACCGCGAAUAGGUGUGCAUGUCUUCCGUUUCUACCCCAGAGCGUUGUGUCCAGAUGAGGGGGAGUGGGAUGGACUAGGAUGCCACACAUCUACAUUAGAGCAUUUAAUUGAUUUUAAAGGCAGUAUUAAACAGUGUUGGAGUGUAGAGACCUUCAGCAAACCUAUCUUUAACAGGUUUACUCAGACGACACCCGGUACAGCACAUGUACCGUCAGCCAAGCAUACAGCCAUUAUAGCCACUAUAAUAUAGAGCUGUAGAAUUUUCUACGGAAACGCUACUCAUUCUAAAUAAUGAUAUUUCGGAGAAGGUGAAUUACCUUUCUCGGGUAGUGGACAAGCUUUGAGUAAUAGAAGGUGACUUUCCCUAUCCCUGAGGUCGCCUGAUUCGAUAGGUGGUCGGACGUCGGCUGCCAGUCAAUCACCGAGGAAGGCGGCCCUUACCUAUCCGUUACGGCCCGGCUCGAACGGUCCCGAUGGGGAGAUACAGGGACGUACAGCAUAAUCAAAGUUGUAUAUAAAUUUCCAUGAUGUCAUCAGCAUCACUUUGGAAAGAAAAAAAAUACGAUAGUUGUGGUUUACCUAAACUAUUCACUACUAUAUUGGUGUUGAAAGCGUAUAUAUAUAUUUAGAGGAAGGCUCGGUGAAAGUGUCGGUACAACACGUGGUGUGUUCGGUGGAGAGAUAUACUAGCUAGUAUUUACGCUCCUCGUACCGAAACGUGUGUGUUUUGUUAAGUUCAAAAAGAAACAGAUAUGAUUUUAUCAAGAAAAUGUAUAACAGGGUUAUAUUCUCAUAUUAAGUCGAAAACUGAGAAAACGGGCAGCCAGAACAGUGUCUACAAUAAUUUGGCAAUUUAAAUGAGAGUUUUGAUUUUUUUAUUGAAUAACCGCCCAGUCAUAUCGGCGAGAGUGUUGGAUAAUUGUCAGUGAAAUAGUGCCAUUGACAUUGGAGGUUGAAUGAGGAUAGCGAAGUAGGAGGAGGAGGAGAGACCUAGUAUACACACAGCAGUAGGGGCAGUAACGGACUACCGGGACCGUCACACACACGGCGUGUAAUCAGUGAGAUAAUUACCCUGCUAAUUAUCACAACAAAUCAUCCGACACCCCUAUUGUCUACGAGUUGACAGGCCCUUGAUGUAAUAAUCACAGGCGAUCAGAAAGAUAGACCGAUUUGACCGGAACUGACUAGAAGUGGUCAAAGGAUUAACACCUUUGAGUUUAAUUAACACACCCGAGGCUCUGGACAAAGGUGUAAAAAACUUGGAUCUCUACGUCACUAAAGAUAAGAAUGACUUGACCAUUACGUCAGUAUCGCGAGUGACGGAUUCGGGGACGGAACUGACAGUAGGAUUACGACAUGUGAGGCCAUCACAGAACAUCAUCUUGGCUCGAGGAAAUAAGGGAUAUAAAAUGCGAGAACUUUUAUUUAUUAUUUUAGUUUUAACCGCAGCUUUUCAUUUCGGGCAAGGCAAGAAAACAAAGUUAAAGGGAACGAAGUGGUGGACUUUGGCUAAUAUUGGUCAGCCAUCCAACGACCUGCACUCCAAUACCCAGUUAUAUAACAGUCCUAGCUUGCUGCCCCUCACCAAACGACAACGCAGGCUCGUCACCAAGAACCCGGGCACCAUUUUGGCCCUAAUGGCAGGUGCCCGGAUGGCAAUAGAAGAAUGCAAAUAUCAGUUUCGGAAUAGACGAUGGAACUGUCCUACUAUGGAUGUCGGAAACGGCGGACCGAUCUUUGGUAAAAUCCUCCAGAGAGGUUGCCGAGAAACAUCUUUUAUAUAUGCUAUAACAAGUGCUGCUGUGACUCACUCUAUAGCGCGUGCAUGUUCGGAGGGAAGUGUUUAUACGUGCACAUGUGACUAUCAACUAAAAAAGCCGCGUGGCACUAAGAACUGGGAAUGGGGAGGGUGUAGUGACAAUGCCAACUUCGGACACAAAUUCUCAAGAAAGUUUGUUGACGUUUUGGAAAAAGGACGUGACUUUCGAUAUAUGAUGAAUCUUCAUAACAACGAAGCCGGGAGAGUGCACGUGUCGAAGAACAUGGAGCUGGAAUGCAAGUGUCAUGGUAUGUCUGGUAGUUGUACGAUAAAAACCUGCUGGAUGAGGCUACCUACCUUCCGUAAAGUCGGCUUACUUCUCAAGGACAGAUUCGAUGGUGCUUCAAAGGUCGUCUCCGGUAAUGCCGGAAGUGCCGAUAACUCAGCAAACAACGGUGGUGGCAGGAAAAAGAGGAGACGGAGAUUUAAGUUUGUCCCGACGAAUCCCAACCUUAAAAAGCCCGGAAGAAGGGACCUCGUUUACUUCGAGCAAUCUCCCACCUUUUGUGACCGAGAUGACAGUAUAGGAUUUCCGGGGACGAAGGGACGCGAGUGUAACGCGACCUCUAUCGGUAUAGAUGGGUGUGACCUGAUGUGUUGUGGUAGGGGGUUUAAUUCGGAGAGUUACACUGUUCGUGAACGAUGUAGCUGUAUUUUUCAAUGGUGUUGCCAUGUAAAAUGUGAAACAUGCACACGGACAAAAAUCAGACACACAUGUCUGUAACACACAUAUAAACCGUGGAUCAGACACACGCCUGUAACACACAUGGACACAUGUAUCAGACACACCUGUCUUUAACACACACGAAUACGUGCUUUGUUCGAAUGGGUGUGAAUAAGCAGUUAUAUUUUUGACAGAAGGUGGUCAGACGGAUGUUGUAAAAAAUAGCCAACACUGCAACGUUUACCGCUUGUGGUGACUUAACAGCAACAUGGUGUGUAAAUAGGGCCGUGUUAAACGGCUUUAUAGCAGUGGUUCAACGCCAGUCUCCAGGAAUAUGCAUUUAAUGAUGGAAUAUUUCGAUAAUAAAUACCAACUUUUGCGACAGAAUGUAAGCAUCUUUGGAUAAAACGGUUUGCUUUUUUACUUUGAUACUUAUCAAAAUGAGAUCGCUGUAAGGCGGACCCAGACUCGACUACAUCGACCGUGGAAUUUUACUUUGGUACAGCAGGCGGGUUUGUGUCUGGAUUCCUCAGACCGACAUACAAAGGAAUCAGCGUAUGGCGUUUUCUUGUGUUUGUACAUCUCGCCCUAUUUACUAAACAACUCACUGGACGAAAUGGGAAAUAACUCAUGACAACCUCGAUAUAGUCUUAGAUAUAUAAAUGUAAAAGAGGUUGACUUAUUAUUAUGUACUUUUAAAGAAUUUACGGGAUGACAUUUUUAAAUGAAUCAUUGAUGAUUCGCGAGUGCUUCCGUAUAGACCGGAAUAACAUGUGACGUGGUCGUAUCACGUGAUAAACGUUGAUAUUUGUGCACUGGUAUAAACUUAUAAUGUAACAUUUGGAGAAUACAUAUAUUGACUAUUACUUAUUUGACAAUACACUGAUAGUUCUACAGCCUAACUUAUGUCUGUAAGCAUAAUGAUAAAUUAUUUUUCGAUUUACAUAUUUCUUGUCUGGUGACGAAAUUCUCUGUAUUUGUCAAAAAACAGUUAUUGUUGGAAUACUAGUGCUAAGUGCGCAUGCGUACUAUUGAUGCAACACAUUUUAGAUUGAAGACAAUUGUACAGUGUUAUCGUUUCCGGUCAAGCUGUGCACUGUAAUUGAUCACCUCUGCACGUUCAUUGUACAUGCAGACACGCGCACUUUAUAUUUAUUCCCGCUUCUUGUUAUCGAUGUAUAUAUAUUUUUCAUCCACUUUUAUAUAAAUUUUGUUAUG